Molecule: messenger RNA, 3652 nt
Organism: Lemur catta (Ring-tailed lemur)
Lineage: Eukaryota; Metazoa; Chordata; Mammalia; Primates; Lemuridae
Gene: TIMP2
Product: TIMP metallopeptidase inhibitor 2
Exons: 5
Coding region: 296-958 (220 amino acids)
Biological process (GO): negative regulation of endopeptidase activity; negative regulation of membrane protein ectodomain proteolysis
Cellular component (GO): extracellular matrix
Molecular function (GO): metalloendopeptidase inhibitor activity; protease binding
Source: RefSeq, a predicted model, not a curated record
GGAGGCCCCGCGGAGCAGAGCUGGCUGCGGCGCGCUCGCCGCCCCCACCCUUCUUCCUCCGUCCGGUGGCCGCGCCCCCGCCGCUCGCUCGCCGCCCCCGAGACAAAGAGCCCGGAAAGUUCGCGCGGCGAGUGGGUCAGGUGAAGAGGGCGCGCCGCGGAGGCCCGCCGAGCCCCCGGCCCGGCGCCCGGGGCCGAGCGCGCAGCCCGCGCCCGCCCGCCCGCAGCCGCCCGCAGCCGGCGCCGAGGAGCGCCCGGCCCCAGGCGCCGCCCGACCGCCGAGCCCCCGGCCCGCCAUGGGCGCCGCGGCCCGCAGCCUGCGGCUGGCGCUCGGCCUCCUGCUGCUGGGGACGCUGCUUCGCCCGGCCGACGCCUGCAGCUGCUCCCCGGUGCACCCGCAACAGGCGUUUUGCAAUGCAGAUGUAGUGAUCAGGGCCAAGGCAGUCAGCGAGAAGGAGGUGGACUCCGGGAGUGACGUUUACGGCAACCCCAUCAAGAGGAUUCAGUACGAGAUCAAGCAGAUAAAGAUGUUCAAAGGGCCCGAGAAAGACAUAGAGUUCAUCUACACGGCCCCCUCCUCGGCAGUGUGUGGGGUCUCGCUGGACGUCGGCGGGAAGAAGGAGUAUCUCAUCGCAGGAAAAGCCGAGGGGGACGGCAAGAUGCACAUCACCCUCUGUGACUUCAUCGUGCCCUGGGACACCCUGAGCAGCACCCAGAAGAAGAGCCUGAACCACAGGUACCAGAUGGGCUGCGAGUGCAAGAUCACACGCUGCCCCAUGAUCCCCUGCUACAUCUCCUCCCCGGACGAGUGCCUCUGGAUGGACUGGGUCACGGAGAAGAACAUCAACGGGCACCAGGCCAAGUUCUUCGCCUGCAUCAAGAGAAGCGACGGCUCCUGUGCGUGGUACCGCGGGGCGGCGCCCCCCAAGCAGGAGUUUCUUGACAUCGAGGACCCGUAAGCAGGCGACAGCAUCCCUGUGGCCGACUGAAAAGCCUCCAAGGGUUUAGACUGGUCCAGCUCUGACAUCCCUUCCUGGAAACAGCAUGAAUAAAACAGUCAUCCACGCGGGUCCACAUUAGUAUGAUUCCACCCCCACCCCAUUUUCCUUUUAGACACAGUUGUGGGUCUGGAGGGAGAGGCGGGCCCGCCCCCCCCCCCCACUCCCUCUGCAGCCUGGCACUAUGUCCCAGGACUAUGUCCUGGUCUCUGGUGCUGAGGUGCAGGCGGGGGCAGGACACACGGACUCCCUCCCGGGCCCUGCCUGGGCACCGCCGCGGAUGCUGUGCAGGCCUGGUUAGGGCCGAGCCAGGAAACGUGCAUUUUGCAGAAAUGUUUGAGGGGUUGUUGCGAGACUGUGUAGCAGGCCUACCAGGUCCCUUUCACCUGAGGGGGCAUGUCCCUCGUUUCUGCAGCUGCCACACCUCUGGUCCCAGGUAGCAUUCCUGCCCCCUUGCAAGUGCCCCCAUCUCCCCUGUGCCCACCAGGGACUCCCGGCACCUGUGACUCCCCCAAGUCCAGGAGUAGCCCCAGAACCAGUGGCCUGUUCUUGAAGGAACCCCACUUAAUCUUGUUCACCCACAGAGCCCAGUGGGAGCCUCCCUUCGAGCCGAGGAGAGAUGUGGGAGCCAGAGGCCUCACUGAGCCAUGUUUCAGUUUCAGCCACCUCCUGUGGGUCCCCCCCAAAUGCCCCGACCCAGGGGGGUCUGUGAGACCCUGUCCUGAGGGCAGGCACCUGGGGGCUGAGAGGCUGCCCUUACAGCUCCCUCCUAAGCUUCCGAGUGCUCCUGCUUCCUCCCCUGCUGGCAUCAGGUGUCUGGAUGGGGUCGCACGGCUUGGCUUUGCCCGGGGCUGUGCAGGGCCGGUGGCGGGGGCUGGCUGUGCUCCCUGCUCACCUCCUGAAGACAGAAAAAGCUGGGUCUCACUGUGCCCCGACAGGGUUAGCACAAUCAGCCACCGUUCUAUGCAUGGAUUUCUGCAGGUGACGUUAGCCAAGCAUAUUAAGAAGUCCGACCUAGGAAGGGAAGAAUUUUGGAGGUAGGUAGCUCUGGUGACACCUCACUUCUUUCUGAGCCUCCAGGGCACUACAGCCCGUGUUAAGAGACAUCUCAUUUCUCUAAAGGUGAAUUCUCAGAUAACACGUGACCUGAGUUGCAGGUAUACCAACUUCUGCUUGUAUUCCUUAUCUUACAAAGAUCACCCGGUUAAGAAACUUCUUAGGGAACCUAUGUGUUCUCUAAGGAUGGUUUUCUGAUGCCAGUAAAGUGGGAGUUAAGAUAGGCACAACUUCCUCAAUAAUGCUAAAGAUAAUCUCUUUUUUCCUCCUACCAGUGUUAUAAAGGUAAACUGUUCUGAGGACACACGUGCACAUUAUGCUAACAUGCACACACAGGGGCACCCACACACGUGCACACGGGCGCACACACAGUGAAACUGAAGUCGGGCAGCCUGUGAGUGGUCCUUCUGCAAAAUGCUUCCCAAUCUUCUCAGCCUCCUCUAUUCUGCAGCGACCCCAAAGCAACUGUAAGACUCCUGACCCCCGGGUGGCAUGUCGCCCCCGUGCCCGCACGGGACCCGGUCAGCACAGAUCUCGAUGACUUCCCUUUCCGGGGCGGGCUGGGGACCACCCAGGCAUCAGCUCCUGCCCCAAGGGCGUUUCAUGCUGUGUAGUAGUAAGAAGUUGGUGAGAUGUCAUAAUGGACCAGUCGUGUGAUUUCAGUAUAUACAACACCAGACCCUCCAAUCACUAUGACACCCCACCCCCGUUCGCUUCCUGUAUGGUGAUAUCAUAUGUAACACUUACUCCUGUUUCUGCUGAUUUUUAAGAUGUUUUGGUUUGUUUCUGACAUCCGCUGUAAUCAUCCCUGUGCUGUGUUUUAUUACCCUUGGCAGGCGUUAGACUUGCACUUUUUAAAAAAAGGUUUCUGCGUCGUGGAAGCGUUUGGCCCAGAGCGGAAGGGGCGGCGUGCUCGCCAGCCUGUGACGGUGGAUUCCUUCAGAGCUUUUCUGCAGUUUUUGGAGUAGCUUUGCCUUUUUCCCCACCUCCCACCUUUGGUUUUCUGGUUCAAAUUAUUACAAAGUAAAGGAUCUUUGAGUAGGGUUCUAAAAGAUGGUCUUUAUAUUUGAUCCACGCACAUUGGUCUUCUAACCAUGCUGAGCAGAAAAAAAACAAACAACAGAUCAAGAUGAAGUGCCUGGUGGCAGCUGAGAGACGGAGCCACUCAGAUGCCUUCACGGUAAAGGACUGCAAUAUAGAUACAGUCUGAGCAGGACCACGCGGCGCCGUUUAAUUUAUGUUAUAUUCUAAGCGCUGCUUCCUCCCUCUGUUCUUUUCAUCCUGCAAGCAACUCAAAAUAUUUAAAAUAAAGUUUACAUUGUAGCUAUUUUCAAAUCUUUGCUUGAUAAGUAUUAAGAAAUAUCGGACUUGCUGCCAUAAUUUAAAGCUUUGUUGAUUUUGUUUGUUUUUGUUUGGAUUUGGGGGGGCGGGGGGAGCAAUGUGUUUAUGCUGGAGUGUGAAGUCUGAGACCUUCCCGUGCUGGGAACACAUUGAGAGUUGUUGGAAGUCGACAAGCAGACUGCGCAUGUCCCUGACGCUUUGUAUCAUUCCUGAGUGAUCACUCGGUCCACGGACAAUAAACAGUAUUAUCAAAGAGAA